Molecule: messenger RNA, 1371 nt
Organism: Caenorhabditis sp. 36 PRJEB53466
Lineage: Eukaryota; Metazoa; Nematoda; Chromadorea; Rhabditida; Rhabditidae
Source: the annotation of a GenBank genome assembly
AUGCAUCGGAAUGUGCGGAUAAUCAACGCGUUUUAUUAUGGACAAUACUUGGUGCAACUCAGUUUCUGGGCCAUUCAACCCGUUUUCAUACUCUACGGAGCUGUUGAUGGUAUGCUUAUGAGUUCAAUAAGAUUAAUCUUGUUCGUGUCUGCUCGAAAAUCCUAUCAUCCAUCUGUUCAAUGACCACAAAUUUUGUUCAAAAAAGUGAAUUGAAGGCAGAAAAGCUAAUAUAUACGAAAGCUAAUAAAACUCACGUCACUUCAGAUCGUAACAAAUUCUCAAAUGAACUCUUCACGUUGUGCAGCUAUGUCAGAAUUUGUGGAAUGUUCUAUGGUAACAGCUAAUAUCAAAAGUGGUUGAGUUGACCUAAAUUACAGCUUUCUGUGCACUUCCGGCAAUGGUCAUCGAACGGAGUUUCGCCACUUUUCUCGUGGAGGAUUACGAGCGGAAGCCGAACGCUUGCAUCGGAAACACGACGGUUCUGAUUCAAUGGACGAUCGCCAUUGGAGUGGGAAUCCAUUUCAACAAAGGUAUCACUCAUGGUUUUCAUGUUUCGAGUCUGAUUUCAUGAGAAUUCGUCAAUAUAACGACAAAGUGAUUCAGUUAAUCCCUUUGAUUCCAUUCGAAUGUUCAUUUUGAAUCAAAGAGUCAAUGUGUACCGAAAACCCCCUCAAAGUGAACUUUUCAGCAAAAAGUACAUUGGAGCACACGGUUGGAGCAAUAGUCGCGAAUUUUUUGGCGGUUUUGGUGAGUCAAGUGACAGAAACCUCAUUCGCAACACAAACAAUAUUGUUCAGCUGAACAAUUUCAAUGAGCGGGUGAACUCAAAGUACUAUUACGCACUGGACAGGGUCACUUACUCACUUUCGGAGAGAUUUCAGAUAACCGAGAACAUUCGGGUGGCAAAGGUGAGUGAGUCGUCAUGAACGAACUGAAUAUCUCAAGGUUUGUUCAGAUGUUCAACAUCAUAGUAUGGUCAAUCGGCUUCUUCAAUAUAAUUGUGAACGCCUGUUUGAUAAUGGACAACUACGACGUUCCGAUUACAGUGAGAAACAUUGCAUCUGUCUCUUGCGACUUUUCCAUUUUGAGGUAACAGACUUCGAUCAAACUGUUCCAUCCCAAAUGUUUCAGCUACGGACUCAUAGUUCCAGUGAUUCAUUAUCAACAGACUGAAUCUUGGAAAAAGCGAGUUUCAGUGAUAUUGGUACGACAAGAUUCAUUUUGCGAUAACUUUAAUGCUUGCAGAAAAGUUGCUUCCAAACAAGGAAAGUGGGUCCGUUGAAAGAUACAUUUGGGCAAGAGAUGACGUCACAAACGGCCGGACAGGAGACCACUCGGUACUUUGAGAUGCUUUCGAAUCAGUGGAAGUGA